CUCUCUCUCUCUCUCUCUCUCUCCACAGCAUAACAUACAUGAUUUUUAUACCUCAUGGCUUUAACAGGUUCUAUUUACCGUAAGCCAUACUGGCUCCAACCCGGAGGAGAGGAUUGCUUGUGGUUGCUGCAUCAAUGGCACACACAACUAUGACAAGAGUUGUUUCAUUGACUGAAAAACAAUUUGAGGACUGCAUUUUUCUCACGUAGAGUGGACACAUCACAGCCAUUGUGUGCAUGCAAGAGAAGCUGCAGUGAUCAACAACAAAUCAAAUGUAUGAAUUGGAGGGACUAGCUGUUGAUUCACAGCUGAAGGUUUUUCUGCUUGGAAUAUCCAGAAUCUUCUUUUCCAGCUUUGACAAUUAAAAUGUGUAGGCUAAUAUAAUGCUUUUAUUACACACCUGAAGGCUAUCAUGGAUUAUUUGGUUGACUUAAAAACAAUACUACAAAGACUGCAUUGGAUAAUAUUCAUUGUUUGGUGAGCGGAGGAUCUCAAAUUUUCUCCUGGGACGUUUUGUCAUCACCAAGCCGCCAAGCUGGCUAUGGCCGCGGCGAUCGCCAGCUCCCUCAUUCGGCAGAAGAGGCAGGCGAGGGAGCGGGAGAAGGCGAAUGCCUGCCGCUGCGCAAGCAGUCCGGAUAAUUGCAAAGCAGGGGACAGGGGACCCUGUGAGAAACCGAGCAAGCUGAACGUGUUCUCACGCGUCAAACUCUUUGGCUCUAAGAAACGGAAGAGAAUAAGGCGACCAGAGCCCCAGCUCAAAGGGAUAGUGACAAGGUUGUACAGCCGCACAGGCUUCUACCUUCAGAUGCAAGCUGAUGGAACCAUCAAUGGAACCAAGGACGAGGACAACAGCCAUGCUGUGUUCAACCUCAUUCCUGUUGGGCUGCGAGUUGUGGCCAUCCAGGGGGUUCAGACCAAACUCUACCUGGCCAUGAACAACGAUGGCUUCCUGUAUACCUCUGAGCACUUCACCCCAGAGUGUAAGUUCAAGGAGUCGGUGUUUGAGAACUACUACGUGACCUACUCCUCCAUGCUCUACAGACAGCAGCAGUCAGGCAGGGCCUGGUACCUUGGCCUCAAUAAAGAGGGGGUCAUCAUGAAGGGCAACCAUGUGAAGAAGAAUAAACCAGCGGCCCACUUCAUCCCUAAACCACUGAAAGUUGCCAUGUACAGAGAACCCUCACUCCAUGACCUGACCGAGUUCUCCCGCUCCGGCAGCGGUACUCCCACCAAGAGCCGCAGUGCAUCGGCCUUGCUGAACGGAGGAGGGAAGACACUGAGCCAGAACGAGCAGUCCACAUAGCUGUGGGGAGUGCGUCUCGGGCAGAGAGCGGCUCUCCCAAUCGUACAGUAAGCAGACUCAACUGAUCCUCGUCCAACUGAUCAGGUGGAGAGCAAGGGAAUUAGCUUAGCUUAGCGUGUACUGAAACCACUGUGACAGACUAUGACAUCAUCAAUGAAAAAAUCCAUGGGUUUCUGCGGGUCAAAUUUGCUAUGAACUUUGAUACAAAAGGCCUAAACCAUUUUGCUGGUCUGGAGUAUAUAUUCUUCCUUGGAUUAUUCUUGAGCAUAUGUAGCGUAUUAGCCAUGUAUCUCUUUCUCCAAGGGUCUUGAGAGGGAGAGUUACUGGCCAGUAGCUUCCAUGCCUCCUAAAAAAAAGCAAUUUUUUGGGGUGUUUGAGUCCAAGAAAGCUGUACAUAUCUGCAAGCCUUCUGCAUCGGUCCUACUAUCUGCCAUAUACAUUGCUUGCCAGCCAUACCAAUUGCGUUAAUUUGUUCCUGUGUACCAAAGACUCAAACCUGUUUCUCUGGUUUUGCUGAAGACAAAAAAAAGUCUGAAAAACUGUGGACUAAUCGUACUACAUACUAUUUACAACAUACUGUUUGGCAAAAAAUGUAUACAAUAAGUAACACAUUUCAACAUACUAGGCUCACUCAUACUGAAAAUGCCUCAUCUAAUGCAGAAUGCAGAACUCUUCCCCUUAUCUGAUUAUCAGCUGUUGCCAAGCACACGUUGGUCUGAAAAUAUGUUUCUCUUCCCCCCCCAAUAGCAUGUAGCGAACUCGUACUAGAUGAAACGUGAAAUGACUAUGACAUCGUGGCAUUUAAAGCGAAUAACAUUUUCGAAAUUUGACACCCUAUAACACUUUGUGUCGAACGCAAGUAGACUAUGAGUAGGACACGGGUAAUUGGACACGGCCAAUGUGUGGUUUAUAGGGACUUGUUUUCACAGACCCUCCUCUGUUUAUCUAUAUUAUUUGAAGAGUCUGUUUCCAUCUUCGGUUAUUACAUCCGAAAGCCUAACUAGUGACCUCUUGAGUUUUGGGAGAUCUUGUUGUUUGAAUAGGCCACUUAUAUCAACCCUUUUACAGCAUUGUGUCAUUAGUAGGCUCCUUUUCCAUUCUAGGGGACAUAGCAAACCAUGAACGUAGUUUCAUAGUGUAUUUAGAUGUGUUUCGUCAUUUGUUUACGUGUAUGUGUCUUACGUGCUUGCUUUCGUGUAUGUGCAAGGAUAACAACAUAAUCCUCGAUAAAAAAUAAUGUACAAUCAAAGUGGGGAUUAUUAGUGAAAUGGAGGGCUCGUCCAGAUAAAAUGAUUGUAUGUAUUCUCCUGCAUUGUUUUUUCCUUCCCUGGGGCCAAAUGCACUGAACAAAAAUAUGAAUGCAACCUGCAACAAUUUCAAAGAUGUUACUGAGUUACAGUUCAUGUAUGGAAAUCAGUCAAUUUAAAUGAAUUCAUUAGGCCCUAAUCUAUGGAUUUCACAUGACUGGGAAUACAGAUGUGCAUCUGUUGGUCAUAGAUACCUUUAAAAAAAGGUAGGGGCAUGGAUUUAAAAAGAAAACUGUCAGUAUCUGGUGUGACCACCAUUUGCCUAAUGCAGCGUGACACAUCUCCUUCACAUAUAGUUGACCAGGCUGUUGUUAGUGGCCUGUGGAAUGUUGCCCCACUCCUCUUCAAUGGCUGUGUGAAGUUGCUCAAUAUUGUUGGGAACUGGAACACACUGUCAUACACGUUGAUCCAGAGCAUCCCACACAUGCUCAAUGCGUGACAUGUCUGGUAAGUAUGCAGGCCUUGGAAGAACUCAGACAUUUUCAGUUUCCAAGAAUUGUGUACAGAUCUUUGUGAUAUGGGACUGUGCAAUUAUCAUGCUGAAACAUGAGGUGAUGGCGGCGGAUGAAUGGCACGACAAUGGGCCUCAGGAUCUCGUCACAGUAACUCUGUGCAUUCAAACUGCCAUCGUUAAAAUGCAAUUGUGUUCGUUGUCCGUAGCUUAUGCCUUCCCAUACCGUGACUCCACCUCCACCAUGGGGCACUCUGUUCACAACGUUGACAUCAGCAAACCGCUCCGCCUCACAACGCCAGACACGCUGUCUGUUAAUUGCCCGGUAAAGUUAAAACUGGGACUCAUCCGUGAAGAGCACACUUCUCCAGCGUACCAGUGGCCAUCGAAGGUGAACAGUUGCCCACUGAAGUCGGUUACGACGCUGAACUGCAGUCAUGUCAAGACCCUGGUGAGGCAAAUGAGCAUGCAGAUGAGCUUUCCUGAUACGGUUUCUGACAGUUUGUGCAAACCCACAGUUUCAUCACCUGUCCGUGUGGCUGAUGCUCAGAUGAUCCCACAUGUGAAGAACCCGGAUGUAGAGGUCCUGUGCUGGCAUGUGAGGCCAUUUGGAUGUACUGCCAAAUUCUCUAAAACAACAUAAGAGAAAUUAACAUUCAAUUCUCUGGCAACAGCUCUGGUGGACAUUCCUGCAGUCAGCAUGCCACUUGCACGCUCCCUCAAAAGUUGAGGCAUCUGUGGCAUUAUGUUGUGUGACAAAAUGGCACAUUUUAGAGUGGCCUUUUAUUGUCCCCAGUGCAGGGUGCACCUGUGUAAUGUGCAUGCUGUUUAAUCAGCUUCUUGAUAUGCCACAUCUGUCAGGUGGAUGGAUUAUCUUGGCAAAGGAGAAAGGCUCAGUAACAGGGAUGUAAACCAACGUGUGCACAAAACUUGAGAGAAAGAAGCGUUUUGUUGUGCGUGCCGGAACAUUUCAGGGAUCUUUUAUUUUAGCUCACAAAACACGAGACCAACGCUUUACAUGUUGCGUUUAUAUUUUUGUUCAGUAUAGAUGCUGAUGUCUACCAUUUGGUUUGAUGCAUUGAUUUAUUGACACUAUUAUUGCAUGGGACACUGUGGACCUCUGGGAACUAGCAGCAUGAUGUACUACUGUAGGUCUAGUGUUCUUAUUAUCUAUCUGUUUUGGACUCUGCGUUCCAGUCUGUACCAGACUACUAGUGAAUGAUCCAUAGCACAGACACACGUUUAAUCUGGAACCUUCUUCCAGUUUGUUAUUUGUUGUUCUAAUGAAAAAGCACUGAAUAAAAUGUUUAUAAGGAAAUGCGA
Molecule: messenger RNA, 4384 nt
Organism: Oncorhynchus kisutch (coho salmon)
Lineage: Eukaryota; Metazoa; Chordata; Actinopteri; Salmoniformes; Salmonidae
Product: fibroblast growth factor 13-like
Exons: 5
Coding region: 542-1303 (253 amino acids)
Molecular function (GO): growth factor activity
Source: RefSeq, a predicted model, not a curated record